AUGCCACCCCUCGACAUCACUCAGACGUACCUGUUUCUGAACGCGUUCGCGUCGCCCUUCUGCGACCCCCUCGCCGCGCCUGUCUCCUCGACCCUUUCACCGAGCCCCGAACCCGUCGUGCCGCCGCAGAACACGCCGUCGACGCCGGAUUUGGCUCUGGGUACCUCGCCCACUGCCGGUGCUGCCGGUGCUGCCGGUGCUGCCGGUGCAGGGGGUCGGGAGCUGGCCGGGUCACCCCUCGCAACUACGUCGACGGGGAGUACGGGAUAUGUGGCGGGUGAUCCGCGCGGCGAGAUCCCCGACGACCAGAGACGAAGUGAGACCAGCGGCAUGACGGGGACGACGGCGGCGUCGGCAAACGGGGUCUCGGCGAACGGAGCACGGCCAGACCUCGCAGGCCUUGGGCGGGGACGACGCAGAGGCGCUGUCCACGCUAGCGACGCUGCUCGCGUCCUCGACGGCGGCGGCGGCGGCGGCGGCGGCGGCGCUCCCUGCCCGGCUCGACGCCUCUCGCCUCAGCUGCAGCCUCCUUUGUUCCCAUCCCCUCAGGCUCUACGUCAAGCCCCGCCGCUCUGGGCCGAAGCGGACCAAGUGGUACAGGCGGAACCGGCUCUGGUUCAGGCAGUUCGCCCGCGGCCAUGA
Molecule: messenger RNA, 642 nt
Organism: Trichosporon asahii var. asahii CBS 2479
Lineage: Eukaryota; Fungi; Basidiomycota; Tremellomycetes; Trichosporonales; Trichosporonaceae
Exons: 1
Coding region: 1-642 (213 amino acids)
Source: RefSeq, a predicted model, not a curated record